Molecule: messenger RNA, 1987 nt
Organism: Astrephomene gubernaculifera
Lineage: Eukaryota; Viridiplantae; Chlorophyta; Chlorophyceae; Chlamydomonadales; Astrephomenaceae
Source: the annotation of a GenBank genome assembly
GACAUUCGUAUGCACGUCCGCGUGCAUCCUAUCGCGGAAGUAAGGGUCGACCUUGGUGUCUUGCCGGCUCUCCAACUCCUCUUGUCCCAACUUACGCCCAUAUAGUACUUGCAUCCAAGGAUUGAACGGUUGCUCCCGAUCAUACCUUAGUUGCCGCUUCUAUCGAUUUAGCUAUCGAACCUAUAAUCUCUACGAGUCGAUAGCUACCUGCUUGAGUGCUGUGCCGACGCAUCGCUAGCCCAUUGCGCCCGGCGCUCGACAGAAACAAGAAAUAAUAGCUGUGCUGGAGAAGGACUAACCGGCUUACAGCAAUUGCGACUGUGGCGAACCUCCGCAGCAUCCCGCACCCGCGACUCACCAACAUCGCCGCGCACCAUCGCUUCAACACAGCGCGCAACUUGAGCAUGGCAGCAGCAAGCGCGCCCAGCGUUAAGGGACCUGAAGGAGCCGGCUUACAGUUGCCACGGAGGCCUCUGGGCAACACGGGGCUUGAAGUCUCAAUUCUGGGUUUCGGAGCUUCUCCCCUCGGCGGCGUGUUUGGGCCCAUUGACGAGACCGAGGCGGUAGAAUGUGUGCACCAUGCCUUCCGUCGCGGCAUCAACUUUUUCGACACCUCGCCCUACUACGGGCUCACAAAGUCCGAAACGGUCCUGGGCCGCGCCCUCCGAGACCUGCCGCGCUCCGAAUUCAUUCUCUCCACCAAGGUGGGCCGCUACGGUCCCGGGACCGACCCACGGGACUUUGACUUCAGCGCGAAGCGCGUCACGGCCAGUGUGGCCGAGUCGUUGGAGCGGUUGCAAGUGUCGUACAUUGACAUCAUCCAGUGUCACGACAUUGAGUUCGGAGAUCUUGAUCAGGUGGUUUCGGAAACGCUUCCCGCGCUGCAACGGCUGCGGAGCCAGGGUCUGGUACGACACAUCGGCAUCACGGGACUGCCGCUGGGGGCGCUGCAGUACGUACUGGAUCGGGCGCCGCCAGGUUCCAUUGAUGUCGUCCUGUCGUACUGCCACUACUGCCUGAACGACACCAGCCUGCUGUCUAGCCUGCCCGCCUUGCGUGCGGCCGGGGUGGGCGUCAUCAACGCUUCCCCCCUCAGCAUGGGGCUGCUCACGAGCGCAGGACCGCCCGCAUGGCACCCCGCGCCGCCCGCGCUGCGGCAGGCGGCUGCGGAUGCGGCGGCGCAUGCAAGGGCGCGGGGGCAGGACAUCUCGCAGCUGGGGUUGCGGUUUGCCGUACGGCAACUCGAGGUGGCUACCACGCUGGUCGGCAUGUUCACGAAGCGCAUGGUGGACGAGAACAUCGACACGGCAAUUCGGGCCCUGGGCCGGCUGCCGGAGGCGGCGGCUUCGCCUUGUUCGUCUGCGUGUGCGGGCGCAGCUGAGGGAGGAGGUGCGGGUGCGGGUGCGGGAGCGGGGGCAGGAGCAGGAGCAGGGGAGGGAGGCAGCGCGAGAGGCAGCGGCGGUGGUGCUAUAGACCCGGAUGUGGUGUUGGGGGAGGUGCUGGAGAUGUUUGCGGCUGUGAAGGAUGUCACGUGGCCCUCUGGGCGAUGGCAGCUGUGAUGCUGUCAGCUGCAACAUGUUGCGGGGUGGAGCACAGCCGUCAGGGCGGCUGGGCAGAGGGGCAGGGGAGGGGCAGGGGAGGGGCAGGGGAUGACAAGGCAGGGGCAAGGGAGGAAGAGGUGAGAGAGGAAAGCAUGGCUGCAGGGUAAGAGAGGAGAGAGGGCAGGCAUGCAGGCUUACAGGAGGAAGACAGGCGAAACAUCUGCUCUUAGUGUGGACACGGUGUCUAUUAUGCUAUACGGUAAGGUGUCCAAGAGGUCGACCCGACCCGGUUUUGGUGGUUGUAAUGACUUGAGCUGAGAGCUGUGAACUCGGUAGCUAGAGGUGUGGCGUGCAUAGAUAGAUACACGCUUGAUUGGGCAAAUCAUGGACCCCGGUGGGACUCGGGCUCAGGGUUCAGGAUUUGCCUUUGUUACAAGCCUAUGAGC